AAGAGAGUUUGAGCGGAGAGAAAAAUCUAUCCGAGACUAGAACAGAGCAGGAGGACAGUGAGAGCAGAGAAAUAUAUAUGAGUGGGAGAGAGAGGAGAAGAAGGAGGAGGAGGAGAAGGAGGGGGGAGCAAAUUAAAAGUUGCCAAAUGGAGAUAUUGGGUUUCAAGAAGGAGUGAGACAGGAGUAAAAGGGUUUGCCUUCUUUGAGUCUGUUGUGCUUUAAUCGGGAUAAAUAUGUAUGGCGGCGACGGUUUAUAGUCCUCUGGCAUUUUCUCGAUGAAAUCCACCAAAACACCGAUGCGGCGGCGGCUAGCUAACCAGAACAGGCCGGGGUUUACGGUUAAAACAAAAUGUCGCGGAGGACCGGAGGAGAAGCGACCCAACUGCUGCGACAGAACCCCCCGAUUGAAACGCGUCGGUUCGGUUAUAUGGAGACAAAAUGUGACGUUUGUUCAUGCUGGCAGAUGAGCCACAUAUAGAGGACAAAUGAAAGCCUCCCCAACAGAGACAGAGAGCAACGUCAGCGACGAGCAGCCACAAGGCUGGACGACGACGGCGGGCGUUUUUUGUGCUGCUUGAAUGCGAUUACUGUCGAUUCAGUCUAUUUUUGGACAUAAAACUAUCAGCAAGCUGUACAUUAAGCUGGCUUUACUGAACCGAACCAACGGUAGCAUACGGGCACCACCAGUAGCAGGACAGCGGGGGGACGAACGUUAGCUUCGGGGGCUGCGUCGAAGCAUUACAUGCUAGGGCGGAUUUCGGAGGCUCUAAACUACACAAACUGCUCAAAUUUAUCGGAAAAUAUGGCUUUGAUUUGACAACCCUGAUUCCAGUGGCGAUAAAUGUGCAAAUUAAGUGCUUUUAAGCUACUUAAAACGCCAUUUUUGGUCGUUUUCAUAGCGCAUUUCAGUUGUGUCGUCUUUUUAAAUAAAUGAAGCUAACGGUUGAAUUUCAAAAAUGAAGCUUAACGGUUGAAUUUCAAAAAUGAAGCUUAACGGUUGAAUUUCAAAAAUGAAGCUUAACUGUUGAAAUUCAAAAAUGAAGCUAACGGCUGGAUUUUUCAGUUAGUUAACGUUACUCGACUACGUAUGUUGGGAUUAAGUUUUAAACUUGUUUUGCUAUUGGAUUUAUUAAGAGAAAAUAGUGGGGUGUUAUAUAUUUAUUUUGACAUACAAACCGCCCACAUUUUGGUGAAAUAAAAUGUCAAUGUGUUAAUCGUUUUGUUUCCGUUUUUUGUGUUUUGGAAAGGUCGACCAUUGCUUCUUCCUCUCACAUAUUUUAUAGCCUUGUGUCCACUUUGUGAAGGACAAAAGAGCCUCACUACCUGAUAAAAUGUCGUCCAGUUUGGUGUGGAUACUAAAUAAAUGACUCUGUGAUAUAUUAACCGUUUUAGCAGCUUUCUUGUCAUUUAAAAGUCACAUUACAGUCAGCUUUAAAGAGUACUGCCCUGUCGUUUCUUUGUUCUCCCUGAAUCAAAGAUGGCGGCUGAACGUGGCUGUGUUGUAAAGACAGCCUAUGGCAUGCCUGGGAAACAAAGGGUGUUAAAUGACUGAAUCCAUGCUUCCGGCUGGAAAUCUGUGUCAUGGAUGAUGAGGAUGAUCGCCAUCUUCUGGAUAUUUUAGGAGAUGUGGAUGCAUUGAAUGACUAUCUCCAUGGCAGCACCAGCAAGUCUAUUGAGGAGGAUGAUGUAACGAAUGCAGCUUAUGGGUCGGACGGAUCCUUCUUUUCUAGUGAGACGGCCGGCUCCAACUCUGGCCUCAAGGAUGGCUCGUCUACAAUGGGUGAAUUCGGCGACGAUUCAACAGGGGCAGGCCUCCAGCUCUCCAGCAGCCUCUCUUUCAUCGAGGAUGAAUUGGGGUCUGGGAACUCCCCCGGAGGGGUGGAUCUCGGGGGGGAGGACCAGCCCUUUGACAUCCUCCAGAAGUCUCUCAUGGAGGCCGACAUCACGGAGCAGACGUUGGCCCAGGAGGCCUUGUUGGACUCCCAGCCCGCUCCCACUCUGGUGCAGGCUCCCGUCCCCUUCCCCUCCCAGCUGGUCUCUGGGGGUUACGGAGGGGGCGUGGGCAUGGUAACCACGGCGACAGCUGCGUUCCCCACGGGACAGUUCCUGCAAGGGGUGUCCCAGCUGCCCAACGGCUCCGCCCAGCACAUCCAGGUGUUGGGCUCGUUCGGGGCGGGCGGCGGCGUGAUGACGCUGAGCAGCUUGGAGAGAACUCCUCAGCUCGUGCUGAGGCCGGGGGCGCCUGUAGCAGCGGCGGGGGCCGCGGCGGGGGGGCAGGUGUUUGCCCCGACCCAAGGGCAGGUCGGCUUACCGUUCAAAAACAUCCCCCUUCAAAACAUCAUCAUCCAGAGAGGCCCGGGAGGGACCCAGACUCUUGUCAGACCGAUCCAGCCUAAACCCCUCCAAGCUGGGGCUCAGACUGUGUACAGCCUCGGUCUCCAGUCCACUCCCACCACCAUAGCUAACGUCGCAAACACUGCGUCUCCCGGGGGUCAGUACACGGCCAACGGCUCCAUCGUAGUGCAGCCGCCCCUGGAACAGCAACAGACAAACAUGCCACCCGGUCAGUACCUGCUGCCCAGCUCGUUGGCGCUCACUCCGGCGAACGCCAUCCACAACGGCCCCGCCGACCCCAACUCGAACACCCUGAUUACCAGUCAGAACGCGGUGCAGAUUGUUGCGGGGCAGAACUUCACCGCAUCACCAGGAGGCCAGCUAAUUUUGAAUCAGGGAGUAGUCAGCAGGAGUCAGGGUGCAACUCAAACAUGGACUUGUGCGAACCCCACAUCUGUGCAGACGUCGUGCGCUCCCGGGCGGCUGACUCUGGUCGGCCCGGCGACGGCGGGGAUCGGCGGUCAAGGCCAACUGUCGGCCAGCCCUGUUCAGCGCCUUCUAGUGACUCAAACUCAGAAUUGCACUUCUCUGUCCCCUUUAGCUGGUACUGUGACGCAGGAACAAGACUACAGACAGAAUUGUUCAUCACCUGCCCUCAAACAGGUGCAGCUCAGCAGCAUCCAUGGCCUGACAACCAUGACUCAAGAUUCAAAGCUGAACUCUCAGGUCAGUGCUCAGAAGAGACCGGCCCUCCCGCCACUUACAAGAGGAGAAAUGCUUUUACAACAGCUGAGGAAGGAUCACGGUGGAGUUCAUAUCACAGAUCAGCGUCGAUUCACUUCAAUCGACGACACGCUGCAAAGACUCCUCCCGUACCACGUGUUCCAGGGCGCUCCGCCCAGCCAGGAGGAGUUCUCACACGUGGAUGACGAAUUUGAGGUAGUUGCAACUCAAGUGCUCAUGAGGACCCAUUCCAUGGUAAACAAAUACAGACGGCUACUACUGGUGGAAGCUGAGCGCUCCAGUCCGUCGUCAGAGAUGGUGAUGAUUGACAGGACCUUCAACCAAGAGGAGCGCAGCAACCUCACACAAGACAAACGCAUGACACUAGUGGAUCCAGACACCUUCUUUGAAGACUUCUGCUGCGGGAUGAAAUCCAAACUUUUCCAAGAUGCUUUCCCGUCUCAGUCGUCGUCCAGCGGCAGCUUGAAUCAGUCAGACACGGGCUCCACGGAGCCGCCGUACAGGACAGACUCCCAGCCCGGGUAUGGAGACCCGGGCGGGGGUGGAGCUGCAGGACCAGGUGCAGCAGAUAAACUCCAACCUCCACUCUUAGAAAACAAGAGUGUCCUGGAACUGAAGCGAUCCCAGCAACACUACGGGCCCAGCGGCGCCAGCAACAACAGCCUCAUCGCUGCCAACAGUUGCCCACAAGGUAACGCCUCACCUUUUGCAGCAACGUCAAGAGGACAGACGCAGUACCAGGUGUCUCCACACCCGGUCCAGCCCCAGUACCCCCCUCAGCUCACCUCACCCCCUCACGCCGACACAGACUCUGCUCUAGAGGCGGCAGUCAACAGCAUCCUGGAAUGUUAAGACUGAUAUCAUCCCUAAUGUUUUGGUUUCGCCCUUUUGUUUUUUGUUAAACUCCCCCGUUGUAAUGUGUGAAGAGAGGUUAACUCUUCUUUCAGGUCUUUGUGAUACCAUCUCCGGCCAUGUAGCAUGUAUUUAGUUUGUUAUGGUUUGUUUUUAUGGAGGGGUUAUGAGGCAUGACGUAGGAGUUCGAGGUGCCAGGUGAAUGCAGGCACUUAGAAUUACCUAUAAAGACCCGGGAAUGUGUGCAAUGCAAUAGAGUGCUACAGGAAUGAGUCCUGAAACCUGGAAAUGAUUCAGCAUUUUAACACUUGUGGUUCCCUCGGUUGCAAGUCAAUGGGAUUUUUGACUAGUUAGAUGCCUGUAAUAAGGUCUGUGGUUAACACAAGCUGAUUUUAACGUUAAUAUACCAAU
Sebastes umbrosus (honeycomb rockfish) is the source of this 4341-nucleotide messenger RNA. RefSeq names its product BRD4 interacting chromatin remodeling complex associated protein like (gene bicral). Lineage: Eukaryota; Metazoa; Chordata; Actinopteri; Perciformes; Sebastidae. The transcript is spliced from 13 exons. Gene Ontology annotation, biological process: positive regulation of DNA-templated transcription. The record is from RefSeq and is a predicted model, not a curated record. Bases 1582 to 3930 code for a protein of 782 amino acids. Gene Ontology annotation, cellular component: SWI/SNF complex.